Messenger RNA from Symbiodinium sp. CCMP2456, 708 nucleotides. The record is from the annotation of a GenBank genome assembly. Lineage: Eukaryota; Dinophyceae; Suessiales; Symbiodiniaceae.
AUGGCGGGUAUCAAUUGGCCUGGACUCCUCGCUUGGAGCACCAAGUACCACGAUGGCACAGCGCCCUCGGAGUUCAAGCAACUCAGCGAGGAGGAUCGGAGGUUCCUGGAGAGGGCCAUGGAGGAAGCCUUUGGUCAUGUCGAGGAUCCCAAUAAAGUCAUGGUCGAGGCUCGCGACCAGAUCCUUUCGCCGGAGCGCACCGACGAGAGCAUAUCCACGGCCUUGGAGGUCAUUGACCGCUGCUGUGACGACCCAGACUGCGCACGCAAUGCCGAGAAGCUGGACGUCUUGCAGCCUUUGCUGGACUUGGCCUCGUCGCAUGAGGGCUCCGUCCGCACCAGGACAUUCGAGAUCCUCGCGCUGUUGUUCUCCAACAACCCAAACAUCCAGGAAGCCGGGGUAAAGCGAAAUGCCCUUGCGCUGUGCAUGAAAAUUGCGCAGGAGAGUCCUGCGGGCUCCGAUGAGAGAUCCAAGGCCUUCCGAGCUCUCGUGGCCCUGGUCCGAAAUGUGAAGGAGUUCGAGAAGCUCCUUCUGGACCAGCCCGGUGGUGUGGCAUUGUUGACCCUGUGCCUGGACCUCCAGGAGCUCCUUGGCACUCGCGAGAAGGCAGCUUCUUUCGUUCGAUCCCUCGUGGAGAACGAGAGCAUGGCUGCUGAGCACGCGGCCCCACUGGCGACUGCCCUGGCCAAGCUCUUCUCCAACCUGGAG